CCAUAUACUUGCUGGGGUGGGUUGGGUCAUUUGGUCGGCCUUUUAAUGGCGCCCGGUGGACGGACGAGGCGAGACGAUUUGGCAGCAAUUCCGCCGACGACUUGCAAACGGGGCGGCGGAUUGUCAACUCGUUUGGCGCUCCAACCAGCUGACGACAGAUCGGCUCCGGCUGAAGGGGAGCGCCGGAUCACCUGCCAUCGGUUGCUAUGCAAAUGA
Molecule: messenger RNA, 216 nt
Organism: Protopolystoma xenopodis
Lineage: Eukaryota; Metazoa; Platyhelminthes; Monogenea; Polystomatidea; Polystomatidae
Source: the annotation of a GenBank genome assembly